UCCGAGAUCCGUCUGUGGAAGGGAAGUCCUCAAAGCCCACCCCCCUUCCUGUCAGCGCCGUGGUCUCGCCCAUCCCGCGCCGCCACCGCCUGCCGCGGGGCAUGCUGGGAGGGGCAGUUCCUGAGGCCGCGGCCGACCCCCAUCGCCUUCCCCAGCCGCUGCUCUGCCCCACCGCGGCCCCUUCGGCGUCUCAGAGGCAGAAGCGGAGCUGCCUGGUGGGACCUGAGACCCUCCCAGUGCCCCGGAGGCUUUCGUUUUCGCCUUAGAGUCCUCGGCCUCCAGCUGAGGCAUCCCCACAGCAGCCAUUUCUGUCACGGUGCACUUCGUCAGGCCCCUCCAAUUGUUCAGUGUUAAUUACAGGGAAAGAGGGUGCAAAACCAGUUCCGUUUGCCCUUUCACAGCCAGUGCGCCUAGAAAAGUUUUCAGCUUGUCUGAUUUUUUUCCCCCUUGUUCUGCUCAAUAACAAGGCUUUGUCUACUUCCCUCAUAAUUACUUGCUCUCUUCCAGCUCACAUAGACCCCCCCAACUGUUAGCCAGGAAGAAAAACACAUAGAAAGCCUCUAUGCAGUUGGCAGGACUGGUGAGCUGGGUGGAGCUGCUGGCCCUCCUCCUCUUAGGUGUGCUGCUGCUGCUUGUUGAAGUACUUUUCCGAGCCAUGGUGGUCAUUGGGCUUCUGCUCUACAUGCUUGUCACUAACUGAAGACAAAGUGGGGAGGGCGCCUCUUUUUCCCCUUGUUCCCAGAGCUCUUGAAGAAGGCGACAAGAGGAGAAUCACACCGACCUCAAGAACAGAUGGAGAGAAACACAAGUGCUUCAACCCUCUUCCCCCGGAGGGAAGCCCCAGAGCGACACGAGGCCGGGCAGCGGCCGGAGAGACGGGCUCUGCGCAGGCGCGGAGUCGUCGCCCCCCCCACUGGCGGGCGGGCUAAGACUACAUUUCCCAGGCUGCCGCGGGCCGCCGCCGAGGCGCCAUUUUCCGGUCUGCCGUGUUUCCGCUGCCUCUGCGCUGACACGGCCUUCCGCGGGGCAGGGACGAUGAAGCUCCUGGUUCUUGCUGUGUUUGCCCUGUUUUAUGUGGCCCACUGUGAGGAAGGUGCUAGGCUCCUGGCCUCCAAAUCUCUGUUAAACAGAUAUGCAGUGGAGGGUAAGGACUUGACUUUGCAGUACAACAUCUACAAUGUUGGCUCCAGUGCUGCUUUAGAUGUGGAGCUGUCAGAUGAUUCUUUCCCCCCAGAAGAUUUUGGCAUCGUCUCUGGGAUGCUCAAUGUCAAGUGGGACAGGAUCGCUCCAGCAAGUAAUGUGUCCCACACUGUGGUUCUGCGGCCUCUCAAAGCUGGUUACUUCAACUUCACCUCUGCUACCAUCACGUACCUGGCACAGGAGGGUGGACAGGUUGUGGUUGGUUUCACUAGUGCUCCUGGGCAGGGAGGAAUCUUGGCUCAGCGUGAGUUUGACAGGAGGUUCUCCCCUCACUUUCUGGACUGGGCAGCUUUUGGUGUGAUGACCCUGCCCUCCAUUGGGAUCCCACUGCUGCUGUGGUACUCAAGCAAGAGAAAGUAUGACACCCCCAAAACCAAAAAGAACUGAGCAAAGUCAAAUGCCACCAGCACCUCAGAGCUCAGGAAAGAACAAACAUUAACGCACCCAGAACUGCAGGUGUGUUGGGAUCAGCAACAGUCCCCCCUGCAAAGCGCUGCCUGGGCUGUGCUUCAGCCCUGUUGGCAAGAGGGAAUCAAGUGCUUCAAUGGCAGUGAUGUGUUGUCUUCCACAUUUUUAAAAAGAAAUAAGCAAACAAAA
Molecule: messenger RNA, 1797 nt
Organism: Haliaeetus leucocephalus (bald eagle)
Lineage: Eukaryota; Metazoa; Chordata; Aves; Accipitriformes; Accipitridae
Gene: SSR2
Product: signal sequence receptor, beta (translocon-associated protein beta)
Exons: 8
Coding region: 793-1587 (264 amino acids)
Cellular component (GO): endoplasmic reticulum; membrane
Source: RefSeq, a predicted model, not a curated record